Molecule: messenger RNA, 2505 nt
Organism: Larimichthys crocea (large yellow croaker)
Lineage: Eukaryota; Metazoa; Chordata; Actinopteri; Sciaenidae
Product: sodium- and chloride-dependent betaine transporter
Exons: 16
Coding region: 107-1963 (618 amino acids)
Biological process (GO): sodium ion transmembrane transport; amino acid transport; nitrogen compound transport
Cellular component (GO): plasma membrane; cell projection
Molecular function (GO): gamma-aminobutyric acid:sodium:chloride symporter activity
Source: RefSeq, a predicted model, not a curated record
GACACACCCUCUUUAGACAAAAGGAAAGCUUGUCUUCAAACUUCGCUCAGUCCGUUAAGGGAUUUUUUUCUUGGUUGACGGUUCAGGCUCACGGGGCUGAGAAACCAUGUCAGAAGAAAGCUCCAGAGGGGCCCCUGGACCAGAUAAAGUGGAUCCUGAGGAAUCGGUCCCACCAAGGGGGAAAUGGGAAAAUAACAUGGAAUUUGUUUUCUCCAUGGCCGGAGAAAUCAUUGGUCUUGGAAAUGUUUGGCGAUUCCCUUAUCUGUGCUACAAGAAUGGAGGAGGUGUCUUCUUCAUCCCUUACUUUGUGUUCCUGUUUUUCUGUGGCAUUCCUGUGUUCUUCCUGGAGACAGCACUGGGCCAGUACACCAGUGAGGGCGGGGUGACCGCUUGGAAGAAGAUAUGUCCAAUGUUUCAGGGGGUCGGCUUUGCGUCCCAAGUGAUUGUGAUCUAUCUGAACGUCUACUACAUCGUGGUGUUGGCCUGGGCUCUCUUCUACCUGUUCAGUUCCUUCACAACAACCCUACCCUGGGCAACAUGUGACAAUUACUGGAACACUGAUUCAUGCCAUGCUGGCACAAGAAUGACUUCUGACCCCGGUUUGUCUAAAGCUGACUCCAACUGGACAUUCCUAAAUAAUGUCACAUUAGACUACGAUGACUAUUUUUUCUUGAAUGGCGCAAGUAUGUUAACCAGGUCACCGGAAGAAGAGUACUGGCUUUUCCGUGUGUUAGGAAUGUCAGAUACCACUAAUACAGUACGAUGGGAACUGGCUGGGUGUCUCCUGCUUGCUUGGAUUAUUUGUUAUUUCUGCAUCUGGAAGGGAAUCAAAGUCACAGGAAAGGUGGUGUACUUCACUGCCAGCUUCCCCUACCUGAUACUGUUCAUCCUCUUCAUCCGUGGAGUGACACUCCCAGGUGCUGGGGAGGGACUGAGAUAUUACCUCACCCCUGACUUCAGAAAGCUCGCUGAUCCCAAUGUAUGGGGUGAAGCAGGGACUCAGGUGUUCUUCUCCUACGCUGUGUGUCAGGGAGUGUUGACCGCUCUGGGAAGCUACAAUAAAUACAACAACAACUGCUACAGGGAUUGCUUUGCACUAUGCUGUCUGAACAGUGCCACAAGUAUCUUUGCUGGUUUCGCUGUGUUCUCCGUGCUGGGAUUCAUGGCUUAUGAACUGGAGGUGUCGAUAGAUCAUGUUGUUUCUGGUGGUCCUGGUCUGGUCUUUGUAACCUAUCCUAAGGCUCUGUCAAUGCUGCCUGUCUCAUCCCUCUGGGCUGUGCUCUUCUUCAUCAUGCUCCUCUUCCUGGGCCUGGACACACAGUUUGUGUGUGUGGAGAGUCUGGCUACAGCCAUCACAGACAUGUUCCCACGGCAGCUGAGGAAGCCGGGCAGGAGAGAGCUACUGGUCCUGGCCAUCGCUGUUGUCUGUUUUCUGCUGGGCCUGCUGUUUAUCACUAGUAAAGGGAUAGUCCUCUUUCAGGUGGUCGAUACUUAUGGCCCCAGUGGAAUCAGUCUCCUUAUCAUUGCCCUUGUUGAGACCAUUGUCAUUGGCUGGGUGUAUGGAGCUGACCGUUUCAUGCACAACAUCGAGGACAUGAUCGGGUUCCCACCUGUCCCUGUGCUCAAGUACUGUUGGUUGUUCAUCACGCCGCUCAUCUGUGGACUCACACUGAUAUAUACCCUGCUACAAUCAAAUGCCAUUUACGUGUAUGGUUUUGAACCCGGCCACUGGGCCAAAGCACUGGGCGCUCUACUUAUCUUCAUACCACUGAUGUGUAUUCCAGUAUUCCUUUUGAUCACACUUUAUAAGAAUCCCAAAAACAUGACCACACCAUCCAGUGAUCUACGCCAGGCUCAACCACAUAAGCCCAUUCUUCAGUUGUGUAGACGCGUCAUCUUCGAGGCCCAGAGCCCGCCAAACAGGAGAGUGGAGGAAGGAAACGACAAGAUGGCGAUGGUUUGAUGGUCAUUGAUGACAAAUUUCAUAAAGUUUUAUAAACGUUUUUUUAUUUUUUUAUAAUGCAUAUAAACGUAAAUAUCAUAUGCAUAUACAAUUAGGGUUGGGUAUUGUUUGAAUUUUAUUCAUUUUUAGUUCUUUUUGAUUCCCAGUUUUCAUUCAAAUAUGGUAAAAAAAAAAAAGUUGCAUUGCCUGUUUACCUAGCUCAACACUGACUCUGCUCUCCCCAUCUGCAUGCCCCACACCCUGGGCCACAAAACUUCACUCUUCCCGAUGGUCCAAAAUGGUUGUGGUGUAGUGUUCACAGCUCACAGCUAACAAACUGAGCUAACAUUAGCUAACAACAGCUACAGAGACGCCCAGAGUUGAUGCACAGCAGCUGGAUGAUAUCAGAGGGAAAGCAGAAAACAUUUUCUCCAUAAAAUGUGAUCCAGUUUCACCAAAACAUGCUAAGAAGUAUUUCUUGUGAGUGAUUGUAUCUGGAGCACAAAGUCACCUAAUUACACAUCAAUGAAGCACCAAAAAGUCUUAAAAUCUAUUAUUUUAUG